CACACUCAUAUUUAUACACACAGGCGCACACGCUGCUGUCCUCAGCCGGUGCGCCGACUCGCUGGAGGAAACAUGGCGGUCAUCAGUAAAUACUUGACAGCAAAGAAUUCAUCAAUAGCCGGCGGGAUCCUGGUAGUUUUAUACCUGCUGAAGCAGAGACGGAGGUCCGCCAGGCUGAACAGCAAAAAAGGCUCAUCAGAAGCAUUAAACAAUGACGUCAAGAAAGACCGGGCAGCUGUGGACAAAGUGUUUUUCAUGCGAAUAUGUCGAAUCGUCAGGAUCAUGGUGCCACGGCUCUUCUGCAAAGAGACAUGGUACCUGACCAUGAUUGCAGUGAUGUUAGUGGCUCGGACAUAUUGUGACGUUUGGAUGAUCCAGAACGGCACAAUGAUUGAAAGUGGUAUCAUAAGCAGAGAUAUCACACUGUUCAAAAGGCACUUUUUUUCCUACAUUACAGUCAUUCCCUGGAUUGCCUUGGUAAACAACUUGUUGAAGUUUGGCUUGAAUGAACUGAAGCUCCGCUUCCGUGAAAGACUCACCAAACAUCUUUAUGAUGAGUACCUGAAAGGCUACACCUACUACAAGAUGGGCAACCUGGAUAAUCGAAUUGCCAAUGCUGAUCAGCUGCUGACCCAGGAUGUCGAAAGGUUCUGCAACAGUGUGGUGGACCUGUACUCCAAUCUUAGCAAGCCUCUUCUCGAUAUUGGGCUGUACAUCUUCAAGCUGACAACUGCUAUCGGCGCACAGGGCCCUGCUACUAUGAUGGCCUACCUGCUGAUCUCAGGGCUCUUCCUGACGAGGAUGAGGAGACCUAUUGGAAAGAUGACCGUGACUGAGCAGAAAUUUGAGGGAGAGUACCGAUACGUCAACUCUCGGCUCAUCACAAACAGUGAAGAGAUUGCCUUCUACAAUGGGAAUGUAAGGGAGAAACAGACCAUCCAUUCUACCUUCAAAAAACUGGUUGAUCACUUGCACAAUUUCAUCUUUUUCCGCUUCUCUAUGGGCAUGGUAGACGACAUCAUUGCUAAGUACUUGGCCACAGUAGUUGGAUAUCUGUCUGUGAGUCGUCCAUUUUUGAACCUGGCGGACCCAAGGCACCUUAACAGCACACAUUCUGAGCUGCUGGAGGACUACUAUCAGAGUGGUCGUAUGCUGUUGCGCAUGUCCCAGGCCCUGGGUAGGAUCGUGCUUGCGGGCAGAGAAAUGACAAGGCUCUCAGGGUUUACCACCCGCAUCACAGAGCUUAUGAAGGUUCUGAAGGAUUUGAACUCUGGGAAAUAUGAGCGCACCAUGGUCUCUCUGUCAGAGAAAGAAACAGAUGCCCUUGAAAAAUUAACCUUAGUCCCUGGAAGUGGGCGGAUUAUCAACAUAGACAACAUCAUCAGAUUUGAACAUACACCAUUAGCAACACCCAAUGGAGACGUUUUGAUCAGAGACCUCAGUUUUGAGGUGAAAUCUGGCACCAACGUUUUGGUGUGUGGGCCCAAUGGCUGUGGGAAAAGCUCACUCUUCAGAGUCCUUGGAGAACUCUGGCCCCUGUUUGGUGGGAGUUUGACAAAACCUGAGAGAGGGAAGCUUUUCUAUGUCCCUCAGAGGCCGUACAUGACUCUCGGCUCGCUAAGAGAUCAGGUGAUCUACCCCGACACUUAUGAGGACCAGAAAAAGAAAGGGAUUUCAGAUCAGGUGCUGAAAGAAUACCUGGACAAUGUGCAGUUGGGGCACAUUCUAGAUAGAGAGGGUUCUUGGGAUGCUGUUCAGGAUUGGAUGGAUGUUCUCAGUGGUGGAGAGAAGCAGAGGAUGGCGAUGGCUCGGCUGUUCUACCACAACCCUCAGUUUGCCAUUCUGGAUGAGUGCACCAGCGCUGUGAGUGUGGAUGUUGAGGACUACAUCUACAGCCACUGCAGGAAGGUGGGCAUCACUCUGUUCACAGUUUCCCACAGAAAGUCUCUCUGGAAGCACCAUGAGUACUACCUCCACAUGGAUGGGAGAGGGAACUAUGAUUUCAAGCCCAUCACUUCUGAGACGGUGGAGUUUGGCUCAUAGUACAUAGAGCCACAAAACCCACAGACCUCCAGCUGUGAGGCCUAGUACUAGUGCACUUCAAGAGUUGCUAGCCAGCUGAGUACAGCAUUUUGUUUUUAAUCACUUGCAACCUUUUCUGUUCAUUUUUGAUGAAGCUAUGUUUAAAAUAUCUGGUAUCCGUUAACACUACUAUUUUGUCUUCCACGAUUGUAUAAUUGUAUAAUGUGUAAUUUAAGGCACGGUCCAGUUUACUGGACAGCCACUAAAAAGAAUAGUGAAUGGGCUAAUCUCAAAGAGUUGUGUUCACGUGCUACUAGUGAACUGAAUCACGUUUUAAGAUGAAAUGAUGAAAUAGAAUUAAGUCUGUGAGAAACCUUAAAUGAAAUCAAUACCUGUGGACUGAACGUUGAUGUUUAGUCCUGAUCUUUUGGGGGUGUUUAGUGCUAGAGUACUAACAAUGCCUUUUUGACCCCAGGUACACUAUUCGUUAUGUUUGUCAAGCUACUAAGUGGCCUUAGUACUUACUGUAGUGACUGGUGGUGGGUCGAUUGUGUGGCCCAGUGAGGUGGUUUGUUUGAGCUGUUGCCGAAGCAUGUUUACCUUUACCGGUAAAAAAAAGAAAAAAAAAUGAGAGCGGAAAGAGCGGAUUGCACUGAUUUGCAAACCAGAAAGCCUUGUUCAGCAUACUGUAUGUGUAAUUAUGGAAUGGCUGCCUGUAUGCACCCUUUUUUUUUUUUUUUUUUCUGAGCAAACUGUAACAUUUCUCAUUCUCUCUGUGCUAUUAUGUAAUGACUCUGUAGACAACUGGUUUUAUACACAGAAGACGUUAGUAACGUAGUAACACAGCACUAAAACAGUAAAAGAGUCCAUAGACUGGCAAUGAUCUCAUCCAUCAUUAAAAGAAAAUCCUUUCAAAUAA
Astyanax mexicanus (Mexican tetra) is the source of this 2941-nucleotide messenger RNA. RefSeq names its product ATP-binding cassette, sub-family D (ALD), member 3a (gene abcd3a). Gene Ontology annotation, molecular function: long-chain fatty acid transmembrane transporter activity; ATP hydrolysis activity; ABC-type transporter activity. NCBI's taxonomy places the organism in Eukaryota, Metazoa, Chordata, Actinopteri, Characiformes, Acestrorhamphidae. Gene Ontology annotation, cellular component: peroxisome; peroxisomal membrane. Bases 73 to 2043 code for a protein of 656 amino acids. The transcript has 23 exons. Gene Ontology annotation, biological process: very long-chain fatty acid catabolic process; peroxisome organization; fatty acid beta-oxidation. The record is from RefSeq and is a predicted model, not a curated record.